CCAUAUAUUUUUUCUGUGCCCCGUCACUGACCGCGAUACAAACACGCCAGUGUUUCCCGCAGUUCAGCGGACUCCUUCCGGGUCGACGGAAAGUCGGCUGUGCUGCACAGAGACCGGACUGUCUGCAAAGGACGGCUGCUGUCAGUCCAGUUGAGCUCCCGCUGACGUGCUAGUGUCAGGUGUGCGUGCACCAUGGCGAGCCUCCUGCGCGUCGUGGUGUCCAGCUGCUCAGCCCCAGUGCUCGGGGGCGUGUCGUCCGUGAAGGUGCAUACCAGCCCUGCUAUCAAGUUAACAUGUGUGCGGUUUUUCAGGACCCAUCAAGCUCUCUGGCGGAGUGCAGGUCCAGGAAUCCCAUACAAGCAACUCACAGUUGGUGUUCCCAAAGAAAUUUUCCAGAACGAGCGUCGUGUGGCCCUGUCUCCGGCUGGUGUCCAGGCUCUAAUCAAGCAGGGCUUUAAUGUUGUCGUGGAGUCUGGUGCCGGAGAACCCUCGAAGUUCCCUGAUGAACAAUACACUCAGGCCGGAGCAGCAAUUCAAGAUGUGAAAGACGUGCUGGCGUCUGAUUUGUUGGUGAAGGUGCGUGCUCCCACAUUUAACCCUGCUUUGGGCAUUCACGAGGUGGACUUGAUGAAGGAUGCUUCAACUUUAGUCAGUUUCAUCUACCCAGCUCAGAACCCUGAACUGAUGGACAUGCUGUCAAAGAAAAAGACCACAGUCCUGGCAAUGGACCAGGUGCCCAGAGUCACCAUCGCCCAGGGUUACGAUGCACUGAGCUCCAUGGCAAACAUUGCAGGAUACAAAGCAGUCGUGUUGGCAGCUAACAGUUUCGGGCGUUUCUUCACCGGACAAAUAACAGCAGCUGGUAAAGUGCCACCUGCAAAGGUGCUGAUUAUUGGAGGAGGUGUGGCAGGUCUGGCAGCUGCUGGUACCGCCAGGGCCAUGGGAGCCAUUGUCCGAGGAUUUGACACCAGAGCUGCAGCGUUGGAGCAGUUUAAAUCUCUCGGCGCAGAGCCGCUGGAGGUGGACAUACAGGAGUCAGGAGAAGGCCAGGGAGGUUAUGCCAAGGAAAUGUCCAAGGAGUUCAUAGAGGCAGAGAUGAAGCUGUUCGCCAAACAGUGUCAGGAAGUGGACAUUCUCAUCAGCACGGCUCUUAUCCCGGGUAGGCGGGCACCAACUCUCAUCACCAAACCAAUGGUGGAGAGCAUGAAGGAUGGUUCAGUGGUGGUGGACUUGGCCGCUGAAGCCGGAGGAAACAUUGAGACCACAGUUCCAGGAGAGCUGUCUGUACACAAGGGAGUGACUCACAUUGGUUAUACAGACCUGCCCAGCCGCUUGCCAACACAGUCCAGCACUCUGUACUCCAACAACAUCACUAAGCUGCUGCGGGCAAUCAGCCCUGACAAGGAAAACUUUCACCUUGAUGUCAAGGAGGUGUUUGAUUACGGGACCAUGGAUCACGUUGUCCGAGGAUCCAUUGUCAUGCAGGACGGAAGGAACUUGUUCCCCGCUCCUCAGCCCAACAACGUUCCCACUGCUGCUCCUCCUAAAACCAAGACCAUCCAGGAGAUAGAAGCCGAGAAGGCUGCACACAUCUCCCCCUUCAGGGCUACUCUCACCACAGCUAGCAUGUACACUGGAGGUAUCGGCACCCUGCUUGGUUUAGGCUUGUCUGCUCCUAACGCUGCCUUCACUCAGAUGGUCACUACCUUCGGUCUCGCUGGCAUCGUGGGAUACCACACAGUUUGGGGAGUCACUCCUGCUCUGCACUCUCCGCUCAUGUCUGUCACCAAUGCCAUCUCAGGUCUGACAGCUGUGGGUGGUCUGUCCCUCAUGGGAGGGGCCUACUUGCCAUCUACUACUGCAGAGACAUUGGCUGUGCUCGCUGCCUUCAUCUCUUCGGUCAACAUUGCUGGUGGUUUCCUUGUGACCCAGAGGAUGCUGGACAUGUUCAAACGUCCCACCGAUCCUCCUGAGUACAACUACCUCUACCUGCUUCCAGCUGGCGUUUUCGUUGGAGGCUACGCUGCUUCUCUGCAGUCUGGAUACAACAUUGAACAGAUGAUGUACUUGGGCUCUGGUCUGUGCUGUGUCGGUGCCCUUGCGGGUCUUUCCAACCAGACCACAGCCCGCCUGGGUAACACUCUGGGAAUGAUCGGAGUCGCCGGAGGGCUGGCUGCCACUCUGGGUGCCCUCAAACCGAAUCCUGAGCUCCUGGCACAGAUGAGCGCAGCCAUGGCUGUGGGUGGCACUGCUGGUUUGGCCAUUGCUAAGAAGAUUGAGAUCAGCGACUUGCCUCAGCUUGUGGCUGCAUUCCACAGCUUGGUGGGGCUGGCUGCCAUGCUGACCUGCGUGGCCGAAUAUAUGAUCGAGUACCCUCACUUUGCCACGGACCCCGCGGCCAAUCUAACGAAGAUAGUUGCUUACCUCGGCACUUACAUUGGUGGAAUAACUUUCAGCGGCUCUUUGGUGGCGUACGGCAAGCUGCAAGGUGUCCUGAACAGCUCUCCUCUGAUGCUCCCUGGUCGCCACGCUCUCAAUGCCACUCUCAUGGCCGCUAGCGUCGGCGGAAUGGUUCCCUACAUGCUGGAUCCGAGCUACACCACAGGCAUGACCUGUCUCGGAUCGGUUUCUGCCCUCUCUGCCGUCAUGGGUGUUACUCUGACUGCAGCUAUCGGAGGAGCUGACAUGCCCGUGGUCAUCACUGUACUCAACAGUUACUCAGGCUGGGCACUGUGUGCUGAGGGCUUCUUGCUGAACAACAACCUGCUCACCAUCGUCGGAGCGCUUAUCGGCUCGUCUGGAGCCAUUCUGUCUUAUAUUAUGUGUGUGGCCAUGAAUCGUUCACUUGCUAACGUGAUCCUUGGAGGUUACGGCACAUCUUCCACCGGCACAGGAAAGCCCAUGGAGAUCACAGGGACACACACAGAGGUCAAUGUGGAGCAGACUGUCGACAUGAUUAAAGAGGCCCACAACAUAAUCAUCACUCCAGGUUAUGGACUUUGUGCUGCAAAGGCCCAGUACCCCAUUGCUGAGCUGGUAAAGUUGCUCACAGAGGCUGGCAAGAAAGUCAGGUUCGGUAUUCACCCCGUCGCCGGCCGUAUGCCCGGUCAGCUCAACGUGCUGCUGGCCGAAGCAGGCGUCCCAUACGACAUUGUCCUGGAAAUGGAGGAAAUCAACGAGGACUUUCCUGAAACUGACCUGGUCCUGGUGAUCGGUGCCAAUGAUACGGUUAACUCUGCCGCCCAAGAAGACCCUAACUCCAUCAUCGCUGGCAUGCCCGUGCUGGAGGUCUGGAAGGCGAAACAGGUUAUUGUAAUGAAACGUUCUCUGGGCGUUGGAUACGCAGCGGUGGACAACCCCAUCUUCUACAAACCCAACACCGCGAUGUUGCUCGGCGACGCCAAGAAGACAUGCGACACCCUGCAGGCCAAGGUCCGUGAGACUCAGAGCCAGUAACGUGACCCCCGUUUCAGAGACACCUGAACCUGAGAGCACAAACAAAGAGGAAAGAUUUCAAAAUUCAUCUCUGUACAGCUGCAGCUUCACCAACUGAGUAAAGAGGAUAACUGAGAUUAGGAGUUUUUGGCAUCCCCCUUCAUGCGACCUAAAAAUAAAAUCAUGUUGUCAUGUGCAGUGGGAUCUAAACAAUACAGAUACUGUAUAUUCAUUUCUAAUGUAAUGGCGCAUCUUUUAUUUCUAGAUCUUAAGGAAAGGCUGUCCUGUAAUCAAGAGUGCUGCUGACUAGAUGUCAUGUCAAUUUUAGACACAUUUAUUGAUGUAAAAUAAAUACAAUCAGGAACAUAGAUGCAUUAAAGUGUUAAAUAUAUUCAGUUUCACUCAUGAGAUGUUUUAGGAAAUAGUUCAUAAGUAAAAAAUAUUUGAUGAAUUGUACUGAAGAAAUUAGGGAUGCACCAACAUGUUUUUGUCUUCACUGUAAAGAGUAAAUUCCUCCUUUUCUCCACAGUUUGAUUUGUUUUAGUAAUUUGGUCUUCCCGACCAUUGAUCCACUUGUAAAACAAAGUAGUGUUAACAUGUAAAAACGUUUGUACUUGGUCAACUAAUUUCCAAAAGUAUCUACUUGAAGGGUUUGCUAUUUUUCAUUUGGCUCCACACUCAGAUCAGACCACAAAUAAUAAAAGAAAAAAAAAAAAAACCUCCUCUGAUCAUUCGACACAGGCGUCGUUAAGCUUUUAGUGUGAUCCCACCGUUUUGCUGAAAUGUCCUGCUCUUACAAACAGACUGGUCGCACAGAUUAGCUGAAAGGAUUUUGUUAUGUUUUCCAUCUGGACGUGCUACAUCAAUCUGUCAGGUUCAGAUUUUACAGUAAAUGAAGUUUUUUUUUUUUUUUUUUAAGUGAAUGUGACUCAUCCACUCCAGAGUGUGUCAUCCUUACUGCUCCACGGGGAAAUGAAGGAUCACAGUUUGUAAGCACGGCCAUUUGUUAACCUGUUGUAUCUGAAUCCAAACAACAGUGCGCUUAGUUAAAUUGUUGCCACACAAUAAACAGUUUGUCUUCUUUUUAAUUUGACAUUAGACAUCUGCUUAUCCCUGUGCCAAUUCAAUCUGGAUAGAUUCUCGGACGCAGACACGCAAGAUUGGACUUCUGUGUAACCACUCAAGACUUAAUCUGUUGGUAUUAUUUUAUUAUAGCCAUUUAAUUUGUGUAUACUGGUCCACUUAUCUACUUCUAACCAUUAACUACUGUUAGACAUUACCGAUUAAAGUUUUUUCCUGGGACCUCAUGCAUCGACCAUGACAACUAUCCUACCUCUCCAUAAAAUGACCAACGCCUCUCUGUAGGACAACCAAUUUACGUUCACUGCUUCUUUCACGUGAUCGGACCCAACAUGUCCCAACCACUGUUCAGCAGGUCAGCUCUCAUAUUUCCAAAUAAUUCAGGACCAAUAGCUUUUUUUCUGCUGCGUUUUCAGACUUCAACUGUUUGUUGCUAGAGUUUAUUCUUUCAUUGCAACUAAAUUGAGAGAUGACAUUUGUAGAAGUACAAGCAAAUAUUCUUUAGUAACAUUAAAACUUGUAGAUUGUUGCCAUUCUUGAACAAAUCUUACAAGGAAGAUGAAGUUAAUCUGGCAUUUUCCAAGUAUUGCUUCUUACAACCAUUGUUUUUUUCUGCGUGAGGGACAGCACUUUGUCAGAAGGCAUCAUGUUUGUGCAGAGCAGCGUUGGGAUUUGGAAGAGGUAUGUUUCAAUGCGCCAUCUUAAGAGGAUGAAAUGUACUUUGAAUCUGUUUUUUCCCCCUCUUUUGUUUGUCAUGGAACAUUUUCUUCCCUAAUAAAGCUGUAUUUACACUAGAA
Molecule: messenger RNA, 5312 nt
Organism: Girardinichthys multiradiatus
Lineage: Eukaryota; Metazoa; Chordata; Actinopteri; Cyprinodontiformes; Goodeidae
Product: NAD(P) transhydrogenase, mitochondrial-like
Exons: 22
Coding region: 193-3456 (1087 amino acids)
Biological process (GO): NADPH regeneration; proton transmembrane transport
Cellular component (GO): mitochondrial inner membrane
Molecular function (GO): NAD binding; NADP binding
Source: RefSeq, a predicted model, not a curated record